UUUAUUUAUUAGGCAGACAUUACUGCUCGUUGUUUAAUUAAACAAUGAUUAUUAUACAACUGAUGACUUUGUUGAUGAUUUUGCAGACUGAAACAACAGUUGCCCAAGAAUCCGGACUCUCUCCAGUUUUGCCUGAGCUUUCCGAUGUCCCUCUCAGGAAUAUUAAUAACUUUACGUUUAAUGGUGUUUUUAAAAACAUGGACAGUGUGACAUCAUUUCUAGAUUGCCUUGGAUCUCAUUUCACUUGGUUGCAAAAUAUAUUUACAAAUUUCCCUGCGCUGCUAAAUUUUGUGAGCAGACUGAAAUGUGUCACCGGGCUGUGCCCCAAAGUCUUUGAAGAUUAUGGUUGCACUUGUAGAUACGAGAUGGAAGGACUCCCCGUUGAUGAAACCGAUAGCUGUUGCUUCCAACACCGAAAAUGUUAUGAAGAAGCCCUUGAGCUGGAUUGCAGCUGGGACCCGGCGAAAAUUACUGCCGAUGUCAGCUGCCUCUCCAAGAACCUCACGUGUGAGACCGGCGAUGCGUGUGAGAAACUUCUAUGCCAUUGUGACAAAGCUGCCAUUGAGUGCUUGGUGAACGCACACAUUAACUCUUCGAUGAAAGGAAUUGAUAUCACAUUCUGUCCGGCUCUAGUUACUGCCUCUCCGGACACAACAGUGAAGAAUAACAAGAUGGCCCUUGACGCAAUAGUGCAACAAAACCGAAGCGUGGAUGCCGCAUAUUCCCCAACAAGAGAAGGAGAACUCUUUGGUUUCCAGAACGAUGUGACGACCUUCCCUUCUGCAGAGGAGACAACGGAAGGAACAGAAGCCGCACCCCAGAUAUUGAGUACACCAGCAACCGGACCCCCAGAAGUGCUGUGUUAUAUGAGAUUUCCCGACCCAGAGUGCACCACAGUUUAUGGGAAUUCUGUGUUCCGAGAUACCGUACUUGACAGCGAGCGUUAUAUAUUAAUAAACACCAAGACAUGCCGUAGUACGACUGAAAUGUGUGAUCCCGACAGCUCUGUAAAAAAAUAUUUUUUGUAUUUUACAGCUACAGAAGCAGCCAGUGUGAUUGGAUUCGGAACUUUUGAAAUGGGUGUUACCCGUAAAAGCAGUGUUACUCCUGCAGGAGAAAGCAGUUCCCGCAAAAUCAUCACAACGCCUACAAAGACAGGUUUUAAGAUGGCAAAUGAAAGCACGGCUCAUUCUGCGGCAUCUCCUGUCAACCCAGUAACUGAAAGUGAACUCCACGAAUCUUUAGAACGAGUGUGCGACAGGUACCACUUCCAUCAAACGAAAGAGGAUGGAAAUGUAAAGGCUGAGCUGCCGCUCCUCGGGGAAAUGCUUUUCUGCCUGACCGGCCGAUGUCCAGAAGAAUUCGAAUCUUACGGAUGUUACUGCGGCCAGGAGGGCAAAGGGAAUCCCGUCGAUACAUUGGACAGCUGCUGUUUCUCCCAUCAGUGUUGCAUCGAUCAUCUGAAGAAACUAGGCUGCCAAUCAGAGAGAAAUAUAAGGUCGGAGGUCGUGUGUUUGGACAACAAGCCAACAUGUGUAGGAUGGAGUAUCUGCGAUAAGUUACUGUGCGCGUGUGAUAAGGCUGCUGCAGAAUGCAUGGCCGCCGCUCCGCUCAACGAGACUGUCAGAUCGCUGAACAGAGACCAGUGCCGGGGCGAGACCGUGGUCUGUAGCAACGGCGGAGCGCAAGAAAAACCAGACCGGGCUAUCGCCGCUAAAUCCGAGAGCUCGAGCUCGGAGGAGAGCAGCGAGGAACGCAGCCCAAUGCGGGAAAUCGUGGGAGCCGGACACAUGCGUAAACCCAAUACCGGGUCUCCAGCGCCCCGUGGACGACGGCCACGCUCUGUAUAUCUGGGAAAGUAGGGAAUACGGAAAAUGUAUAAAAUAUAUAAUAGUUCCCAUUCUCUCUUGUUCCUAACUAAUUCAUAUAUAAAGAGGAGAAUUGUUUUUUUUACGCAUAAUCUAGUUUUUGCUCUUAUUCGGGAUAUGAGGUAGGUUAAUGUACAGAUUCGGGUAACAAUGAAAAAGGAAACACGGACCAUAGCGA
This is a messenger RNA of Spea bombifrons (plains spadefoot toad), 2046 nucleotides long. It is a transcript of the gene OC90, whose product is annotated as otoconin 90. Bases 45 to 1862 code for a protein of 605 amino acids. Gene Ontology annotation, cellular component: extracellular matrix. Gene Ontology annotation, biological process: phospholipid metabolic process; arachidonate secretion; lipid catabolic process. The record is from RefSeq and is a predicted model, not a curated record. The transcript has 19 exons. Gene Ontology annotation, molecular function: calcium ion binding; phospholipid binding. Lineage: Eukaryota; Metazoa; Chordata; Amphibia; Anura; Pelobatidae.